AUGCUUUGGCUGGCGACGCCGCCCGGGCUCCACCCCGUCCUGCGGGCCUUCCUCCGCGGCCGCCCCGCCAGCUCCGGCGCCGACGCGGUGGAGCGGCUGACGGGGUUCCUCGCCCCGUACAAGGAGAUCGACCUCUCCUUCCUCGCGGCCCUGCAGCGGCUGCGCUUUACGGAGAAGAAGCUCCAGCUCUUCGAGGAGGGCUGCCUCUUCCGCGCCGUCCUGCCGGAGGGGCACGACCGCGUGCACGGGGAGUUCUGCCAUUGCGUGACCACCACCGGCCGGCUCUCCUCGCAGUCGCCGAACCUGCAGAACAUCCCGAAGGAGGAGGACCUCCGGCGGCUGAUUCGCUCCCGCUUCGGGGCCGCCGGCCGGAUGAUCGAGGCGGACUACCGCCAGCUCGAGGUGGUCGUGCUCGCGGCGCUCUGCCGGGACCCGCGGAUGAUGCAGGAGAUGCGGGACCAGGUCGACUUCCACUGCCUGCGGGUCUCGCUCAUGACGAAGGAGCCCUACGACGCCAUCGCGCACAAGGUGAAGGUCCUGAAGGACCCCCACUACAUCCAGCUCCGCCAGCAGGCCAAGGUCUUCUCCUUUCAGCGCCAGUACGGCGCCGGGGUCGCCACCAUCGCGUCGACGACGGGCCUGACGGAGCCGGAGGUGGAGCGCCUUAUCACCGCGGAGGAGCGCCACUACAAGGAGCUCGCGCGCUACUACAACGUCGUGAUGGACUGCGUCGAGGCCGGCGCCGAUCGCGUCAUGCGGCUCCGCGGCCUCGACGCGCCGGGCUGGAAUGCGAACCUCCGCCGGAUGGUCAUGCUCACCGAGCCGCUCUACUACUUUGUCGUCCCCACGGGCAGUAAAUUCGACUUCACCAGGGACCGCAAGAGCAUCCCGCGGCUCAAAAACUACCCCGUCCAGGGCCUCGCGGGCGAGAUCGUCCAAAUCAUGACCGGGGUCAUCCUCCGCAAGUUCUACGCGACGCGGAAUUACAACGAAAAGGCCUUUUUGGUCAACACCGUGCACGACUGCGUCUGGGUGGACGCCCAUGAGUCGGUGGUGGACCAGGUCAAGGAGGACUUGCAGACGGUGAUGGACAACACCCAGCAGGUAAUCGGCGACCUCUGGCCGGAAAUGAAUCUGGACGUCCCGUUCAGCGCCGAGGUCCACUCCGGGACUUCUCUAGGAGAACUGUAA
This is a messenger RNA of Phytomonas sp. Hart1, 1191 nucleotides long. The record is from the annotation of a GenBank genome assembly. NCBI's taxonomy places the organism in Eukaryota, Euglenozoa, Kinetoplastea, Trypanosomatida, Trypanosomatidae.